Erigeron canadensis is the source of this 1547-nucleotide messenger RNA. Its product is annotated as probable fructokinase-7. The transcript has 8 exons. The record is from RefSeq and is a predicted model, not a curated record. Gene Ontology annotation, molecular function: fructokinase activity. The coding region runs from base 140 to 1180 and encodes 346 amino acids. Lineage: Eukaryota; Viridiplantae; Streptophyta; Magnoliopsida; Asterales; Asteraceae. Gene Ontology annotation, biological process: fructose metabolic process. Gene Ontology annotation, cellular component: cytosol.
AAAUCUAGAGGAGAAAAUUGAGCAAUAAAUUCAUCAUCAUCUUUGACGCAUUAUAUUUCCUUCUUCUUCUUCUUCUUUUUUGUCAACUAUAUUUCCACCGAACCCUUUUUGUUGCUGAUUGUGAUCCAUACAUACCCACAUGGCUAACAUUCCCAUUUCAGAUGGUUUGAAAGACUUAACCUUGCAUUCAAAUGGGAGCCCGGAGACAACAGGUUCACUUGUUGUAUGUUUUGGUGAAAUGUUGAUCGACUUCGUGCCUUCAGUUUCUGGAGUUUCGCUUGCAGAAGCACCUGCCUUCCAGAAAGCUCCUGGUGGUGCUCCAGCUAACGUUGCUGUUGGUAUAGCGAGAUUAGGUGGUUCUUCAGCUUUCAUAGGCAAGGUAGGAGAUGAUGAAUUUGGUCACAUGUUAGCUGACAUUUUGAAGAAAAACAAAGUCAACAACUCGGGCAUGCGAUUUGACCAAAAUGCAAGAACAGCACUUGCUUUUGUGACUCUCAGAUCUGAUGGAGAGAGGGAAUUUAUGUUUUUCCGGAAUCCUAGUGCUGAUAUGCUUCUUCAUGAAUCAGAACUUGAUGUGGAUCUUAUCAAGCAGGCAAGUAUAUUCCAUUAUGGUUCUAUUAGUUUAAUAGAGGAGCCAUGCAAAUCAACACAUUUAGCUGCAAUGGCCAUCGCAAAGAAAUCUGGUAGCCUACUCUCAUAUGAUGUGAAUUUGAGAUUACCAUUAUGGCCAUCAGAGGAUGCAGCUAGAGAGGGCAUCAUGAGCAUAUGGGAUCAAGCAGAUGUCAUCAAGGUAAGUGAGGAUGAAAUCACUUUUUUGACUGGAGGUGACGAUCCAUAUGAUGAUAACGUGGUGUUGAAUAAGCUUUUUCAUCCCGGUCUUAAGCUUUUGCUUGUAAGUGAAGGGCCAGAUGGAUGUAGAUAUUAUACACAAAAAUUUAAGGGCCGAGUUCCUGGUGUUAAAGUAAAGCCUGUUGAUACUACUGGUGCUGGAGAUGCCUUUGUUGGUGGAAUUUUGAGCAUCUUUGCUUCAGAUACAAAUCUUUAUAAGGAUGAGACUAAACUAAGGAAAGCGCUUCUCUUUGCCAACGCCUGCGGGGCCCUAGUCGUAACCAAGAAAGGAGCAAUUCCAGCCUUGCCCACAAACGACGAAGUUCAUAAAAUCUUGAAACAUCACACAUGAUAGCUGACAAACAACUCGGAGUUUCUGAUAUAUUCAUUUCUUUCUGUUAAUAAGACGAUCUUUUUUCUUUUUCUGAAACGGGCCGUAAAAAGGUUAUAUGAAUCAAAGCCUGAAAUGUACAAGUCUUAUGCGCAUGGAGAUAUACAAUGUAGCGGUUUUUAGUUGUACACUGAAGAUGGGAAUGCUGCUUUUUUUUUUUUUUGAUUUGUAUUACGAGUACAUUUUUCAGCCAUAGAUGGAAUCUGUACUUUGUACCAGUAUAUCAACACUGUUGGUAAAGAAAAGAAACUGUCUUCUUCAUGACCUGUUUGGUCCGUUUGUAGCGAAACUUUGACCGAUGAAAAUGUAUUCAAUAAGCUUUUAUCAA